CAACACGGCCGUAUUGGAUUUUCAUCUGGAUUUCCCCAAACAAAACAUGCAGCGUCAAGCGUCCUUCGAGCCUGAAGGUACCCAGAUCGUUACUCCAGAACUGAAUAUGGACCAGAUUUCGGGUCUCGAUGAGAUCCAGCUAUUAGAGCUUCGCUGGAAACUUCAGGAUGGCAUCAGCGAGAAUCUAAAAGAUGAUACAAGGACUGAUUCGCUUCAAAAAUCGGUAUCAUUAUAUAAUAAAGUUCUUGACACCCUGCACGGACUGGAAAUCAAUCGACGAAUGGAUCCAAUGGAACGACUUCCUGAUGAGAUAAUCACCAAGAUCCUCUUCGAAGUCUCCAAAUACCAUUAUUCUUGGUAUUCCUGCACAGAUAUCAAACGUCUAUUAACACUCACAAUG
Molecule: messenger RNA, 400 nt
Organism: Acaulospora colombiana
Lineage: Eukaryota; Fungi; Glomeromycota; Glomeromycetes; Diversisporales; Acaulosporaceae
Source: the annotation of a GenBank genome assembly